Messenger RNA from Malaclemys terrapin pileata, 727 nucleotides. Its product is annotated as prostaglandin-E(2) 9-reductase-like. Gene Ontology annotation, cellular component: cytosol. The record is from RefSeq and is a predicted model, not a curated record. The transcript has 5 exons. Gene Ontology annotation, biological process: steroid metabolic process. The coding region runs from base 271 to 645 and encodes 124 amino acids. Gene Ontology annotation, molecular function: steroid dehydrogenase activity; aldose reductase (NADPH) activity; ketosteroid monooxygenase activity. Lineage: Eukaryota; Metazoa; Chordata; Testudines; Emydidae.
GAUAGGGAUUAAAGUAAUAAGAUUCUAUAGAAAUUCAAGAGUUCUCUAUACAGUCUCUACUAUUGAUCACUUUUCUGAAGCAUUUUUAAACCAACCUGAGACUUUAUUAGAGAAUUACAUCUGUUCUAUAGACUUUUUUUAGAUUGGUUUAAAAAUUCUGUAGAACUAUGGUCAUUGUCUAUUAAAUUCUAUAGGAUGGAAAAGUCACUUUUUUUCACUAAAGUAAGCAGAGGUUCCAAAAAGUAAGUGUGAGAAGCUGUAAAGGUGGCUAUGGAAGUUGGCUAUCGCUAUAUAGAUGGAGCCUAUUUCUAUGAGAAGGAGGUUGGGCGAGCCAUUCGAGAGAAGAUUACAGAUGGAAUGGUCAAAAGACAGGAAAUAUUUUACCCAGGAAAGCCUUGGAGCACAUUUAACACUCCUGAGAUGGUCCUCUCAGCCCUGGAAAAGUCACUGAAGCACCUGCAGUUUGACCACAUUGCCCUUUGUAUUAUUCAUACACCCCUAUCUUUAAAGACUAUGGAGGCAUGUAAAGACACAGAGUUGGUGAAGUCCAUUGGUGUGUCCAACUUCAACAUCAGACAGCUGGAGAUGAUCCUGAACAAACCAGGGCUCAAGUCUUUGACUUCCAGCUCUCUGAGGAGGACAUGAAAACCAUUGGUGGGAUGAACAAAAACCGUCCCUAUGUGCAUUUAAAACAGUAAGUAGGAUGACCAGAUGAGAGGAAGAAAAU